Messenger RNA from Xiphophorus maculatus (southern platyfish), 2972 nucleotides. RefSeq names its product RNA binding motif protein 44 (gene rbm44). NCBI's taxonomy places the organism in Eukaryota, Metazoa, Chordata, Actinopteri, Cyprinodontiformes, Poeciliidae. The record is from RefSeq and is a predicted model, not a curated record. Gene Ontology annotation, molecular function: RNA binding. The transcript is spliced from 20 exons. The coding region runs from base 67 to 2760 and encodes 897 amino acids.
GUGACAAGAGUUAGCCUUUACAGUGAAGGUAGAAUUAACGCCAAAUUGAUUUCGUUUUCACCAGCAAUGUUGCCGAGUUCCAAUAGAGACACUGUGAGGACCACGAGCCCUGCAGACCUGCAGCUGCUGAUGAACCAUCCCUCGGCUCUGUGUCUGGCCGGUUGGCCCGGUGUUAGACCCGCCACGGUCUACUACGAGGAGCCUGUUCCCUGGUCGGUUUUCAGGGUCGUGGACUGCCCCGCCGUGUUGGCGGCACCUCAUCCGCUGACCCAGUCGGUAACACCUCCAUAUUACUUUUGCGAACAUUCGAACGCAAAGGAGAGCCGAAAGCUCCUGCUGCGCAGGUCAGUUCUAGAACUGGUGAACGCUCAUCGCUACCUGGCUUUGACGGACACGGAGCUGCUGCACUGGUACCUCAGUCUGUCGGCGGAGGACAGGAGCAUCAUACUGGAUGAGGGAGGCUUUCACUACUUCCUACAGAAUCAUCCUGGGUUGGCGCUUUCUCAGAGUCAUGUUUAUUUGAAGCCUAAACUUGGAAGUUGUGUUCACUGCACAGUUACAGCCAAUCAGAACUUGUCUUCCAGACCUGGAUCACAGGACUUCGGAUGUGAAGCGUCUGUGCAAAUGUUGAAGAUGCUUCCAGGUGACACAAGGGAGAACUUGCCCAAGAUGGGCUUUUCUAACAGUGUGACAAGAUCUCAAAAUCAUCUGUGUGAACAGGCCUGUGACAACGCCAUGGUCCACCAGAUGGCCUACAGCCUCCCUCUCACACACACACUGAACCAGCACAUGGGUUCAUCAAUGUCUCAGCUGAACAGCAGCAGCAUCAGUGCAGCUGUGCCACUCAACAUGUACUUAGAAAGAUCCAGACAGAGAAGCAAGCCUGAGGACUCGGCAGCAUGCAGCCAGGGGGCAGCCUCCACCAUCCAGGCACAGUCAGAGUGUCUAGUGGAAAACAGCGGGUCCUCACAGCAGCCAAGAGUGGACGCCAUGAAGCUCACGCAGCGUUCAGGGGUGGACACCAGCCACACAGUGCAGAUCCAGCAGGCUCCUCCUCCUGAAGGUCCUGCAGGAGAAAAUAUUGUGCUCAGUGGCAAGAAAACAGCAGUCAGUCAAGUGGAGAUCAGACAGAGCUCUGAAGAUGAAAGGGGUCAGUUCAACUUCCCCAUCAAGGAUGAUAGGGGCAGCCUAGUGUGCUUGGCAGGCAACGGUGUGACACUGCAGAAUGCUGGUGCUCAGAUCCAGCUGGGCGACCCUCCAGCAGACAACAGGCUGAAGAGCACUGCAGAGAAGUUUACCUCCACCUCUCCCUGUGCACCCAGCUAUGACACUGCAGUGAAUACUGAUGUAGAGAGCUGCACAGCAAAGCAGACCCAAACUGAAGGUCCAAACACAUCCGAACAUAAUGUCAUGACUGAGCUUCAUAUGUCCGAUCUGGACUACCUGGCUGAUGAGUUGAUCAAACUCCAGAUGAUUCAAGAGCACAAGGAGCCAAAGAAGAAGAACAAAAGCCCUGACAGUGUGUCAGCUGCUCCUAGAAUGGACUGCGGCUGUAAGCAGCGCGCCCAGCAGGCAGAGCUGACCCUGCUCACCCUGCACUAUGAGCUGUGCAGGCAGCACGUCUGGAGGCUCUACUACACGUCCGCUGAGGGACACCUGUCCACGGCAAUAGCUGAAGACCCACCACCAAACGUUGUGGAGAUCCUGCAGAAGUUGGAAACUGACUAUAACCUGACGAAGAACCAGAUCCUGGCGGGGGUUCCUCUGGAGCAGCUGAAUCCUCUGUGUGUGGAGUCUGAGAAGAUCACGGCAGGAGCAUGUUAUGUCCCUGAACAGAUCCUUGGUGGCCUGCUGGGAAAGACUCCUUCUUGUUCCACCCAGGGGACACAGAAGCAUGUAGGAGCUGGAGACAGCGGAGGUCCUGAUGGGGACAGACAGAGCUGCCAGAAACCCAAACUGCUCCACAAGGAAGAUGAAGAGGAUAAGAGAGCUGCAGCUCUUGUACCAAAAGAGCGAUUGGUUAAGCAAAUGGGCUUUGAGGAGGUGAGCUUUAGUGAGGCGUGGUACGAUGCUGAGGAGGACCUGCAGUUGCCAGGACCGGCAGUAGACACGGCCGACAGUGACAGAUCAGUCAGUGGUGAGAGCAGCAGCUCAGUACUCUAUGUAUCCAACCUGCCUGGUCAUGUGACACAGAGUGACGUGAGGCAGUUGUUUGAGAAUUUCCAGCCAACAGAAGUCAGUAUCUUCCCCUCAAAGAACGGCGUGAGAGUUGCCAUAGUGAUGGUGGAUGGCCCAGAGGUGGCUAAAGCUGCAGUCAGAGAGCUCAAUGGUCUUCGACUGCACAGCCGUACCAUACACAUCAGGCACCUGAGUGGAGCCGCUGUUGGGGGCCACACACCUGGCGCCACCUGGGGGUCCAUGGCCCCAGAGGAUGCUGACACCAACUGGAGGCUCACUGAGAAAAAGCUGGUAAACCCAGCGGUCCUCAGCUCCAGCAUCCAAACCAGGAAGGUGGUGAGCAUCUUUCCCACCGCCAAGGGGACCUGCGUACCUCAGCACUUCGGCACCAUGGGCGGCCUGGACUCGCUGAUGGCCGAGCUCACCCAGCUCCACCCCCAUGUCGACCGCCAGACAAUCCUGGAUGCUCUGAUGGAGCUGAAGGCCACACACCAGGGGGUCCUGGCCAGCCUGCCCCUCAGCACCAUCAGAGACAUGACCUCUGCCCUGCUGACCAAAUCGCCUACUGCCACGCAGAACUAAGUGGAAAAGACUGUGCACCUCUGUUCAAGUUGUAUUUAUUUCCAAAUUAGCAGCAACUCUCCAUUUUUAUUUGAAGUUCAUUUCCAGCGUUCAUGGGAAAUGCUGCGUCUUCAUCUUCUGUUGGGUUGCUGCUCUUCACCAGUUAACUGAUGGAUGUUUGGACCUAAUGUUUAGAUGUUUGUUCUUAUAAAAAGCUCACCCAAUGAACAAUA